This is a messenger RNA of Debaryomyces fabryi, 1992 nucleotides long. RefSeq names its product Prm9p (gene PRM9). NCBI's taxonomy places the organism in Eukaryota, Fungi, Ascomycota, Pichiomycetes, Serinales, Debaryomycetaceae. The transcript has 2 exons. The coding region runs from base 1 to 1992 and encodes 663 amino acids. The record is from RefSeq and is a predicted model, not a curated record.
AUGUCCAAUUUUAAAGAGGCGACUACUGAUCCGGAUAAAGAGGUGUCUUCAGACAACAAUAUGUCUGAAGAAUCAACCUUGGGUGAUAACGAAUCACUCACAUCAAGUAAUAUUUUAAGGGUUUCUCAUGACUUAUCAAAAUUAUUUAAUGCUAACGAAUAUUAUGAAAUUUUAACACUUAUUCCUUCCCUAAAUAAAUAUCUGAACUUACCCACUUCAGCUCGUAUUAUUAUAUCUCUCACAUUAUUCAAACUAGGAAGGGUGGGGCCUGCUUUGCGUGAAUUGUCUAUUACAAUAGAGAUUUCCACAAAUCAGUCUGAAAAAGAGAAAUUAAUAAAGUAUUUGGUCCAAAUAUUCAAAAAAUUAGGCCUGUUGGAAUUUGCUGUAUAUUCCUUUGAAGAACUUAUUGAUAUGGCCAAAUUGGAUCUUCUUAUCAGCAGUGAAAAUGAAGCUAAAGUACCUCGAAUUCAGGAACGAGUGAACAGAUAUGAAUCUGAAUUAAACAAAUAUCUAGACUGCUUUGGAAAAGGAGGGAUGGAAAUAAUAAAAACCAAAUUCACUCCAAUACAUGAGCAGGCCGAAGCAUACAUUAAAUUUGAUGGGAGAUUAAAUGAUUUUUCUUUAGGAAGGUGCUGCAUUGUUACUAAAAAGCUUGUGGAUGAAGCAGUUGAAGGUUUAAAUUUAUGGAAAUCAAAUUCGAAAAACUUUCAUACAUCUGAUCCAUUACAUAAGAUUUUUACUGCUCUAAAAUACUUGGGACCACUAUAUGUAUUCGAAGAGUUGAAGAACAAAGAGGAUAUGAUAAAUGAGUUCAUCAACUUUGAAAUAGAUCGACACCCAGAGAUUGACUAUUCUAUUGACCCAAAAACACUUGCAAAACAAUUGCAUAGAUGGAAUUACAAAAGCUCUUCAAGAACUCUAAUGUCACUAUGCGGACUAAUAAUCAAACAUCAAGUAGUUUUAGGAUUUCUAAAGUACUUGAAUGAGCAAUAUAAAGAGGCCACUAAUAUUUUUAAAUGGAUCCUAAAUUUUUUCGCAGCCUUGAAUAAAAAAUUUAAAUUCUUCACGAAUAAAAAUGAAUACUUGUCGUCGGUUACUAAACGUGUGAUCAGUAUUCUAUUCUGUCAAUGCUAUAAUAUAGGUGAAUUGGAUUGCAGCGAGCAAGAAUUAGGUUGUAUAUUAUCUACAUUGGUUGCAAUUGAUGACAUUAAUAUUACAACAGAAUACCUGAGUGGUAGACUUAGUGCUUAUUUCAUUUCCUGUGGUUUCAUAUAUGAGAGACUAUCAGUAAUAACUGGUACAAAUGUAAUGGUAGAGAAUGACCAGCAAAUAGUAAUUACUACUUGCUAUCGUUAUGACAAAUCAUAUUUGGGAGAACUGAUAAGAAAAUAUUUAAUUGCUGCAACUUUAAAAGCUCACGAUGACCCUAGCUUUAUAAUUCUUUACGACAGAUUUAUAUGGGGAAUGUUAUUAUAUGGCGGUAUUCAUUUGAAGACGUUCUGGUUCUUCGUACAGUUGAGAAAUUACUUCAUAAUAGAAUAUGAUUAUGGUCCUUUGAAUCUUUCAAAGGAGCAAAAAUACAAAACUUUUGCAGACGAUAAUUUAAUGCAAACCUAUAUCAAUGGGUGGGAAGUAGUAUACAAAAUACACGCAUUGUGGGACUCUUUGCAUGAAGAAGAAAAGGAGAAUGUUUGGGAUAUUAAUAAUGGAAAUACAUUUUUAAUUCCUCAAAUUUUUGAUAACGUCGAUAAACUAGUCCUUGUUGAUCUGUUCUACGAUGAAAACUCGUCAUAUAAUGGAAAGCGGUUUGUAUUUAUCUCUGAUUAUCAAAUCAAACAUAAACUAAAGGGACACAUCAAGCUUCCUGGAAACAUAAUUCAAGAACAUCUUGAGUUUAGUAAAGAAUUAAUUUACUUAUGGAGCGAUUCGUUCAUUAGAUAUCAUGGGAAAAUGCCAGAUUUCAUUUUGAAAUUAGUAGAAGAUUUCGAAUGA